Messenger RNA from Brassica napus (rape), 888 nucleotides. Its product is annotated as putative F-box protein At1g55070. Bases 1 to 888 code for a protein of 295 amino acids. The transcript is spliced from 2 exons. The record is from RefSeq and is a predicted model, not a curated record. Lineage: Eukaryota; Viridiplantae; Streptophyta; Magnoliopsida; Brassicales; Brassicaceae.
AUGAUGAGAAACCAUAAGCAGCCGAUCUCGGAGGUAAACCUAACCGCACCAGAUCAAAUAAACAAUGUUCGAGCUCUGGAGGACAAAAGAGAGUACUUUGAUGAGCUCCCUAUUGAUCUUGUCGAAGAUGUCGAUCAAGUCUAUGGCAAAGUGUCGCUGCGUGUCCAAGCCCUGGUGUUCGAUAAUUCGCAGACCAUAUUACAAGGUGUUGUUCCCGACCACCAAACCUCCAGAUCCACCGAGGUUCCUUUUCACCUUGGUCGAACAAGGAAAGUUGUUCUUCUACACCUCAAAAUCCAAAUCCAAAUCCAGACGAGCUACUUAGGGUAUGAUCCAAUCGAGAAGCAGUUCAAGGUCUUGUCUAUAACAUGGGUGUGUGGUGGAAAAGACAUGAAGAAGGAGGAGGACUUGUCUCCUCAGCAUCAAGUUCUCACGUUAGAGAAUGGAGGUAAAGAUCUCUUAUGGAGAAACAUAGACUGUUGCAAUAAAGGUCAGACUGAAAUUGGUCGUAAAGGGCAGUGCAUCAUCAAUGGUGUUUUGUAUUAUCCAACAAGUGUGGACAACAAAAAAAUGAUCGUUUGCUUUGAUGUUAGGUCUGAGAGAUUUGAGUUGAUCUCAUGGAGAUCAUCUAAUCUGAUAAACUACAAGGGUAAACUAGGUGCGGUUGAUGAUAAUGAUGUUGACCACUUUGCGCUGUGGGUUUUAGUGGAACGCGAAUGGUCAAAGCAUGUCUAUGAAAAGUCUCUUCCGUGGAGGACAUUACGUACGGCUUAUGGACAUAUUGUUGGAGUGACUGAUAGAGGUGAAGUUGUGUUCUCCCCAAAGUAUGGAGUAAAAUCUCCUUUCUACAUCUUUUAUACUACAAUCUGGAGAGCAACAGUGCCGUAA